Molecule: messenger RNA, 1206 nt
Organism: Vigna radiata var. radiata (mung bean)
Lineage: Eukaryota; Viridiplantae; Streptophyta; Magnoliopsida; Fabales; Fabaceae
Exons: 10
Coding region: 1-1206 (401 amino acids)
Biological process (GO): protein desumoylation
Cellular component (GO): nucleus
Molecular function (GO): deSUMOylase activity
Source: RefSeq, a predicted model, not a curated record
AUGGGUGGUUGUGCAGCAGUUUUACAGUUAUGGGUUGUGCAACACAUAAGUUUGUAUAAUAUUGGUGGUAGGAGCAUUUAUCCUCCAAUACUUGAUUGGGUUAUCAUUAAAGAUAAAGGGAAAAGAAUUAAAUCAACUUUUCAGCUCAGUGAGAUAUUAUGGGAGACAAAUGAGGAAAUCAAGGAAUCCCUUCCUUCUGGGGAGACAAAAUCUAAUUUUAAUAAUGACAAAUCUGACUUUGGUAGAGUUGUGGAAAAGCAAAGGCUCUUGAGGAGAACGGUGGAUAAUCAUGCGCAACGCAUUCUACAGUUAGAAAGAAGUAUAAAACGUCUAGAAGAAGAGGAUUUGAAUGAGAUACCAUCUUUUAAUGAUGGUAUGGAGGGAGCUUCGACAGAUGACAAAGGAAGAGAUUUAGUCAUUGCGAAUUUUGUGGAUGGGGGCAUUCAUGCACCUUCCACAAAUGAGAACACUGAUUUUUCAAUUGUUUACAGAACUUGCACUUCAAUGCUUUGUGAUGAUGGUGUUGUAGUACUUGUAGAGGUGUCAAACAACAUGUUGACCUGUACAGACUUACAAUGCUUAAAACCGCGUGCAAAAAUUGAUAACAUGGUUAUGUUGUUUGCCACAGGGAUGAUUGUGUAUAAUGAGUUGCACAUAGCAGGAAUGAUUAGUCACUGUUUUUUCAAUCCUUUUUUUGCGACAAUGGUCAUGGAAAGGCUGAAGAUUCCUAAGAAAAAGCGAGAACAGUUGACACAAACUGAUUACCAUCACUGGUUCCAACCACAAUCAUUUGCAUUGAAUGUUUUGUUAAGAGCUCAAUUUUUGUUUGUGCCUACCGUUGGUGAUGANCAUUGGUGGUGCUAUGCUGUGAAUUGUCAAUCAAGGGAAUUGUUCAUUUUGGAUCCCCUUGGUUGCACUUUGCAAGAAUUAUUCAAUAUGAUUGACAUAGACUCAAACUAUAAGGAGCAGGAAUUGAACGUGAUUGAAGAAGAUUUGCCAGUGCAACCAAAUACGUAUGAUUGUGGUAUGUUGGUGAUUAAAUAUAUGGAAUUAUGGGACCACACACCAAAAUUUGAUGGGAAUAAAAUACCCGAUUAUACAACGGAUCAAUUACAAGUUCUAGGAAAACAGAUGGUUUGUGAGUGGACAUUACACAAAGAUAAUGUUCAUCGGAGUCUGGUAUUGAAGAAAUGUGGGAUGGUUUAG